Messenger RNA from Aspergillus pseudonomiae, 1565 nucleotides. RefSeq lists its product as uncharacterized. Lineage: Eukaryota; Fungi; Ascomycota; Eurotiomycetes; Eurotiales; Aspergillaceae. The transcript is spliced from 3 exons. The coding region runs from base 355 to 531 and encodes 58 amino acids. The record is from RefSeq and is a predicted model, not a curated record.
AGUCGAGGGGCCAAUUGAGCCUGACCUAAGCUUCAGAGCACGGUAAGUCGUUUCUCCACGUUGACAUCAGUCCUAAAUAUAUCCUACAGUUCAUAGCUUUAGGCCAACCAUGCAUCCCAUUCUCAUGCCGAUCUCUGGUAGUAUUGACAUUUGUUUGGGCUCAUUUACCGCUCGUUCAUUUCAUCUCGUCUCCUUCGAUUCAGUACUGGAGAUCAGCUCCUCAGUCUAGAAAUACAUUGCUCUCGGGAUCCACAUCCUAGUCAUUGUGUCAUCUUUCUAGUUCUGAUAUUUGACAAAGAGCCAUCCGCCACUCGUGACUUUGAAAGGUUUCACCAAAUCUGUCGAUCUGUAUCGAUGUCAAUGAGCAGCACAACUCAGAAUUUCAACGCUAUAGUCAUUAUAUAUAUAUAUAUAUAUCUAUUUUGUCUUUGGAUAAACAUGUUCUCAGAGGUUGUACAGUACAGCCAAUCAACAAUUGUGCCCCGCAAGGGUAUAGCACAGGAUCCUGUUCAACAAUUCCGGCAGAUAUAGAGAAGCAUACAAGCUUCUAACAGGUCAUAUCCUUCACGUGGCCUGCCAGUUAGGAAAUUUCAUGGCCCGCAUGGAGGUCAUAUUGAACGCAUUUCAAGAAAGCAGAAAGGGCCUAUUUUCUAAACUAGGGGAGUUUCUUCUGCAACAAAAACCCAGGAUUAUACCCUUGUUCAAUAGAGAAUUACGGGUAAUCAUUCCUAUCUAAACGAGCGAUUUAAACUCUUGGGUAUGUCCUGGUAAUGGCAAGCGGGAGCUUAACUCGAGCUUACACCUCGAAUAUGUUCGAUGCUACAGUCUCUCAGGUAUUACAGGGAAACCCCGGUGCUAGCAUCCUAAUACUAGGUUCAACCAGUUGCAGAAAAGACGUGGAUGGGGUAAGAGGCGGAUGCAUAAGCCUCGCAGCCUAAACGGUUGUAAGUCAUUGCCAAAUGCGUGACCUCAAGAUGACAGUCAUGCCAUGAUGUUACAUUCUGCCCUGUAGCUAUCAGGUACGGAGGAAUACUGUAUUGUUUGACGUGGUUAGCUUUUUUUUACAGACCAUUGUGACAGGUGAUAUUAACUAUGCGCAAGCCUGACAUGCGCUCACUUGUAUUCCAUUGGAUGGAUGCAAGAUCCAAAAGUCUUGUACAGCGGAUACUACCAGUCACAGGAAGAUGCUACUCUGAUGCUAUUACGCAAUUUGGGCUGGGAAACAACGCAGCACCUCCUGACUAUCGCAAGGGGGUUGUGAAAUGAGCAGGCAGAUCUUGUCCCGGAACCGAUCUAUUGGCUAUCGAAGCUGAGAUUAAACACUUGUUGCCGCUCCAUGCAAUCUUUUCGGCAAUCCAUUAAGCUUGCACUUGUCACUAUCACAUUUCAAGGAUCUGCGGCUAAUUCAGUCCGACUCUAGGUCACAAGUUUCCAGCAAGAGGCCAUACACAGCACUUUGAGGGCUCAGGGGUCAUUUAAUAUCUUCUCGGUUGGAAAAAAUACCUUCGGCGAAUGCCUAGAGUCUACAUCCAAGGACAAAGCUGCCGUUCUAGCGAGGUUAAAGA